AUGUUGGACAAGAUUCUGUCCGCCAGCAGCGUGGAGAUUUUCCCGGUGCAGCUGCCCACGAAGGAGACCGGAUUCCACGCAGUCAGCGUGUAUUUGGAUGAUAAGGGCGUCGCCAAGAGUUUGGAGGAGAACAUCCGGGUCUCCGGCCUCGUGCAGGCCUGCGGCUAUCCCGGGCAGACCUUCCGAGGGGACUGCUUCAUCGGCAGGGUCUUCGACGACACCCAGGACGAGUGGAGGAGGAUGGACUUCACCCUCAAGGAUUGCAGUACAGACGCCGACUGGAUUCAGCAGACGAAGUUGCAGCGCGCCAACAGGAAGUCUGGGGAUCUGAAAAGCCUUGCGGAUAGCGUGGGUGUCGACAAUCCAGCCCAGAUCAAUCUGCAGACCAUGAUGGGCGAAGCUCCCCAGGGUGAAACUGCUGACUACUCCUGGAAACAGUCUGAAGACGAAGUUGAGGUAACCUUCAAGAAGGACGGCCUUCAGAAAGGAGACAAAAAGUAUGUCAAGGUCUGUUUUGGACGCAAACGGCUGAAAGUUUCAGUCAAGGACCAGGUGAUCAUCGAUUCCUCGCUGGCCGGCAACACCACCACAGAUGAGUGUACCUGGACCCUCAGUGAUGGCAUCCUGCAAGUGACGCUCGCGAAGGCUGAUGCAGACACCUGGCCCCAAUUGCUGGGAGAGAGCUGA
This is a messenger RNA of Symbiodinium pilosum, 687 nucleotides long. The record is from the annotation of a GenBank genome assembly. Lineage: Eukaryota; Dinophyceae; Suessiales; Symbiodiniaceae.